UAAUGAAAGAAUAAUGGCAGUUUCGUUAAUACUACAGAUAAAGAAGCCCGUUUGAACAAAUAGGUCAGGUUAUAAGAAGCUACACACCAACGCUUAACCUUGUUGUCUUCAGCUGUGUACAGAGUCAAGAGAGAGAAAGAAAGGAGAAACACACAAAUUUCAACCAAAAGAAAGAAAUCGAAGAAGACUCUGAUUCACGGAGAAGGUUUUGGUUUAGAGAGGAGAAAGAUGAACACACGCGCGAUCUACGCCGUCAUAGCGAUCCUCGCGAUCGUAAUCUCAGCCGUAGAAUCUAGCGGCGACUUCGUAGAUUCGCUAGAUUUCGUAAGAACCGCCGCCGGAGGAUCUUCUUCUUCUUCGUCGUCGUUAUUCUCCGGAGGAUGCAAAGGAUCGAUCGCAGAGUGCAUAGCCGAGGAAGAAGAGAUGGAGUUCGACUCGGACAUCAGCAGGCGCAUUUUAGCGCAGAAGAAGUACGUUAGCUACGGUGCGAUGAGGAAGAACAGUGUGCCUUGCUCUCGACGCGGUGCUUCGUACUACAACUGCCAGCGUGGAGCUCAGGCGAAUCCUUACCGCCGUGGAUGCAGCGCCAUCACUAGGUGCAGGCGUUGAAAACAAAAAAAAGGAAAGAUGAGUUUUGAGUUUUUCACACUCCAACAAUUCCUAUUUUGCCCCCUUCUUUUGUGUUUAUUUUUUUAAUUAUUUUUUUUUCUUUUCCGGGAUAUAUGGGUUUGAUUGAUUUACACAUUUGGAAACUAUCAUACUAGUAGUCUUUUGUUUUGAAAAACAAAAACAAAAUUGCUUCUCUUGUUUUUUUUUUUACUUUUUUUUUGUUUUUUGUUCCAUAAAUAUACAUAUAUAUAAAUAAAUAAUUCGAAUUUGCGUAAAUUAAAAAUAAGUUAUUAGACCGAGAAGUGGGUGAUUUUGAGAUCUGUGCCUAGUUUUGUGUGUGUGUGUUGAUUACCGUUAGUUUAUUUUUUUUUUGAAUCUGAGGCUUGACAAUACAUAUAUAGAGUAAUACUAUGUGGACCGUGUUGUUGUUAAUUAGCACUUAAUUAAGUAGUAGUAAAAUGUUGUUAAUUACAUAGACAAGAAGAUCAAGCAGAAUUGAAUUUACAACCUUUAUUA
Molecule: messenger RNA, 1125 nt
Organism: Camelina sativa (false flax)
Lineage: Eukaryota; Viridiplantae; Streptophyta; Magnoliopsida; Brassicales; Brassicaceae
Product: protein RALF-like 22
Biological process (GO): calcium-mediated signaling
Cellular component (GO): plasmodesma
Source: RefSeq, a predicted model, not a curated record